Triplophysa rosa is the source of this 5148-nucleotide messenger RNA. RefSeq names its product interferon regulatory factor 8 (gene irf8). Gene Ontology annotation, cellular component: nucleus. Gene Ontology annotation, biological process: immune system process; regulation of transcription by RNA polymerase II. The coding region runs from base 2996 to 4342 and encodes 448 amino acids. Gene Ontology annotation, molecular function: protein binding; RNA polymerase II cis-regulatory region sequence-specific DNA binding; DNA-binding transcription factor activity, RNA polymerase II-specific. The transcript is spliced from 8 exons. Lineage: Eukaryota; Metazoa; Chordata; Actinopteri; Cypriniformes; Nemacheilidae. The record is from RefSeq and is a predicted model, not a curated record.
GCCAGGGCAUGAUCAUUCUGUCUAGUUUGAUAUAGAAAAACAAGUUAUAAUGAUCAUUGAUUUUAUUGCAAUAUAAACUCUCUUUCAACACUUUUUCAACACAAAGUGUAAAGUGUACUGUAUUUAAAGCACAUCAUUAAACAACUAAAUUAUUGUAUGCUACUUUUUUCUUUAUCUUAACAAUUCAUAUAAGAAGAACACAAUUCUUUCAACAUGAGUGUUUUGGGCCCGUCCUUUAUUGUUUGAUGAACAUUAUAAACAGAGAUCUUUAUUAUGUUGCUGCCCCUUUAAGAGCGCUCUAUAAAGAUCUAAGGGUCUAAUGCUGGGUUCACACCAAAUGCGAAGAAUCGCGUUCAACACUCUUUAUUACUCGCGGGAAAAGUUCGUUAUUUUCGCAUGACGCCAGCUGACAAAUAUUUUCAAUUUGCGCGGAAGAGGAGAUCGGCGCGCGUUCACGGCAAUCGCGCCACCCGAUUGGCGUCUAUUCGCGUCUUUGCAUUGACUUUGUAUGCAAGUUACUCGUGCAAAACGCUUAAUUUGCGUUUGGUGUGAACCCCCUAUAAUAUAAUGGACGCGUCCGUUUUGUUUCCCAGCUGUUAAUGUUCAUAAAACGGACUACUUUUACAUGGGCCCUUGCUAAUAUAGGAAUUUUGACCUAAUUUUGUGUUUUUUAAACUCAGUUUAGUGGUCUGACUCUCUAGGCGCUCAUGUUUACAUGUUUUCUGCAUUAGCCUCACACUGCAUACAAUACACGCAACACAAUUCGUUAUCGUUGCUGUUUUGUACCGUAGCCGGGGAAAUUUUUGUAUUCGGCAGGCUAUUGAUUUCCUUCCACUUUAUCAUCAAUAGCAUUAAAGCCUCUUACACCGCGCAUAUUACGUCUUUGAGCAACAGACUUUCAAAAUAAAAAAAUACUUAAAAAAAUUCUAAUGCACAAAAAACAUAAUUGUCUGCAUUAAUUAAUUAAUGCGUUAAAGCGAUAAUAACAUGUUAACUUUCCCAGCCCUAGUAUAUUAUAUUGCACUUCAAUAGACCCUCUAAAAAAUUACACAUCGGUCCUUAAUAUUAUCAAAAUGCCGAAGAAAGAAACAUUACAGAAAAUGUUGAUGCCUGGUAAAUAUGCAUUGUCCUACUGUAAGUUCAGUUCUUUUUAUGUGUGUAAUGCUCAACUUUCCCUUACAAACCACCUUCACCACGACCACUACCUGUGCUCAUAUCCUCCAACACCACCAGAAUGUAACCUCCCCUUUCCAAGAUCUGCUUUUUCUGGUUUCCAGAUGAUCUUUAAACUUCCUGACAACAGGCUAGACGUAACUUUAACAUGAGACAACCAUUUCAUAACCAGGCCUUAGUUAAUUCUGAGACAAAUAAAUGUAUUUGAGAAUGAUCUGAUGAUGAACAAAAUUUUUUGGAGUUAACACAAUGCAUUAUAGCGUUUGAUUUACGUUACUUAAACAUUACAUUUGGCAGACGCUUUUAUCCAAAGCAACUUACUACAUAUUUAACAAUAUAUGACCUUUGCGUUGCUAUAACGCGCCGCUCUACUGAGGUAACUUUCACUGAAAACAGUGCCGAUAAGUAUGUAUCAACAUAUUUAAAACACUGUUGUAUUAAGUAUAAUAUAGACAACUUCUUUUUAAUGGAAUAAAAAUCUUAGUUCACGCAACUUGUUAACCUACAAAUCAGAACACUUUAAAAAGUGAACCUAAAAUUAUCAUUUUAAAUGAGGAAUACCCAUAAACUAUUGUGCCUGAAUUGCCCUUGUGUUUUGAUUAUUCAUGUUUGUCAAAGAAGAAGAACUGAUUUAAAUGUGUAAUGUUUAUAAAAGCUCAGGCUUUAACUUAUUUCACUAUUAUUGAUGUUGUUUAACAGUAAAACAUAGUUUUCUCCGAAGUCACCGUUCAAUGAAACAUGCACAUAUCUUUCCACAAUAUGUCAAAAAUGCAUUUACCUUUUGUAUUUCAUGGGGAGAAUCAAGCUAGUUCAAUGGUUGACAUAGAGUUGGUCAAAAAUGCCUUUAAUACUUAAUAUCUUUAAAAUCUUCAUAAUGUUAAGGAAUAAGCCCCGACAGUGUGAUCAGGACCCGACCCGACGCGAAGCAAAGUGUCUUGUAUCACACCGAAGGGGCUUAUUUCGCAAUAACAGCCAUCUGCUUGAAUCCAGCUUAUUACACAUGAGAAAAAAAACAGGACAUGAAAUGUGAAUUUGAAAAAUGUUAUUAGCUCAUUUUAACCAAAUGCAGACCUUCCACGAGGAAAAGCCGUUUACUUUCGGUUUUAAGGUAAGAAACAACUUUCAAAUGUCACAAACAGGCAAUUUGGUUUAAUCAUUUGUAAAUAUAAUGUCAUAUAUAUGUUAUUAAAAGACAUAUUUCAAUUAAAUUUGUCAACAAAAAACCUGUUAAAAUGAUUUGCUGCAUCCGGGUUACCGUGUGUUAUUAGUUUUAAGCGGUUGUUAUCUAGGAAUAACGAACCUGCGAAUGUCGCGACUGGCCAAUCAGAAUCAAGUAUUCCAACGAGCCGUGUAAUAAAAUGUCUUUAAGCAUAUUAAAUAAGCACAAAGUCAAUUUAACUAUAUAAAUUCAGUCUACAUGAGCACUAAGGCAAGUUUUGGAAGGCCCCUGAAACUCGGUCCCUCAAUUAAAUUAAGUUUUUUUUUGCGCACAUAAAGAUCAUUAAAAUCACUUCAUGUAUAAAAAGCAUCAAUAUGCUAUAGGGAAAGUGGGGUUGCUGAGAAAGUUUUAUUCUGCCUGAUGAUCCAGUUUGUGGGAUAUUCAAUUCAGGAGGAUUCAAUGCAGUAGCCUGACUUUGAGUGUGUAAAGUCCCUUUCCUCACAAGUCACAGUACAAACAUCCAGAGCUGAAGGCAGGUUUCUCGUAAAUGCCUCCGCUUCAAAGAACCUCAUUUACAUAUUCAUGAUACUCCAGCCAAUAAGCGCAGAGAAUCGACACGUGGGCGUUCCGCUGGCCAAUCGGCUCCCAUGAUCGUCUCCAUUCAUGGGUGCGUGUUUUAUAAAUGAAGCGCAUUCAUGUGAGCUGUGUUGUACUCCAGCAGAGUCACGUGUGAAGAUGAAUCCCGGCGGUCGCAGACUGAAACAGUGGCUUAUAGAACAGAUCAAUAGUAAUAUAUAUAAUGGAUUAUUAUGGGAAGAUGAGAACCGAACAGUGUUCCGAAUCCCCUGGAAACAUGCAGGGAAACAGGAUUACAACCAAGAGGUGGAUGCGUCCAUCUUCAAAGCGUGGGCAAUAUUUAAAGGGAAGUUUAAGGAGGGGGAUAAAGCUGAACCAGCGACAUGGAAGACCAGACUUCGCUGUGCACUUAACAAGAGCCCAGACUUUGAGGAAGUUACUGACAGAUCCCAGCUUGACAUCUCUGAACCUUAUAAAGUGUACCGGAUAGUGCCAGAUGAGGAACAGAAAUUGGGUAAAAACUUGAUUCCUGCCAUGUCGUGCUGCAGCACAGACAUCACGACCAUGGAGUGCUCACCAGAACUGGAUGAACUAAUUAAAGAGUCUUCAAAUGAGCCAAGUCAUUCUGCUCUGGAUGAUACCAGUUCCGUCCCAUCAGUGCAGGAAUGGUGGCAGGAGGGCUGUCACAAUGCUGCUGUUGUCCAUCAGGAUCUGUCACCCGUAAGCACGCUCAAUGCAGCGUUUUCUCAGAUUAUGAUCUGCUUCUACUAUGGAGGACGGCUGGUAGGCAGCACUCUCACCACUCAUCCGGAGGGCUGCCGUAUCUCCCCCGGACAGCCCCCUGUGGCUAAUGCCCUUUUAUAUGGUCCAGAUAGUCUCCAGAACAUCCGCUUUCCAUCGGUGGACCUCAUCGAGCAUGAUCGCCAGCGUCACAUCACUCGGAAGCUUUUUAGUCACCUUGAGCGUGGUGUGCUGCUACGUGCCAACAGAGAGGGCAUCUUCAUUAAGCGUCUGUGCCAGAGUAGAGUGUUCUGGAGCAGCCCGGAUUCCCAGUACAAUCUUAACCCCUGCAAACUCGAAAGAGAUGCUGUGGUUAAAAUCUUUGACACUGCCAGGUUUCUACAAGCACUUCAGUUAUAUCAGGAGGGUCACUAUCAGGUUCCAGAUCCGACCGUGACUCUCUGCUUUGGAGAAGAGUUUAAUGAUUUCAGCACCGUGAAGAACAAAUUAAUAAUUGUGCAGAUCACAGCGUUACACUGUCAGCAGCUGGUGGAGGCGGUGACUGCCCGCAGAUCACAGUACAGCAGUGGGAAUCUGGAGAUCUCUGAUGAGUUGGCCAGUGAUCAGAUGGCUCGUAUAUACCAGGAUCUAUGCAGCUAUCCGGUUCCCCAGCGAUCUUCAUGUUUUAGGGACAACCUGUCCAUUACAGUCUGAGGCAGAAUCUGAUCCAACCUUCCAUUUGGAGCAAGUCAAUGUACAUAAUACACAACAUCAUAUAUUUUCUUUCAAUGUCAUUACAUGAUGAAAAUUGUUUCACUUUUAACUAUGACGCCACCACAUUGUGUAGCAUCCUGUUGUAAUGAAAUUCGAAAUGUUCUCAGGAAAGAUAUAUUUUUCUACUAGAUGAAAAGUGAAUUCACAAUAUUGAAUGUUUUAGAGUUAUUUUAAGUUGUUUUUUUUGUGUAAAAUAUUUUUCUAAUAUUUGUAUCAGUUUUAUUUUUAGUGUUUUUAUUAUGCAUUUUAAAAGUGGAUAGGUUUUACUAUCCAUUAUCUUUUAAAUAUAUUUUUAAUGGCUGUUUGUUAUACUUAUAAUUGAAAUUACAUAAAGACACAUAUGUGCAAAAUAAUAAUAAUAAAUAAAAAUAAUAAUUGCAAAAUGGCAAGUCGAUAAACAUUCUUUUGAAUAAUGUCUAUGUGAUUGGCUUGGCUAUUUUAUUUAUUGUUAGAAGGUUUAGUCAAGAAGACAAAGUCAUUGUAUGUUUCCCCCUAAAAAUUGCAAUUAAAUGAAAGGUGAAUGGUUGUAAACCAGGCUGGGCAGACAGAAAUCAACAGGAGAAACUACUGAGACUGGCAAAGUGGAAAACAGAGCAAAACGGCACCUUUACGCCAAAGGAAGAGUGAGAGGGGAUAGACUGGGUAAUAUUGCGACUGUGGCAUUUGUCAUACCACAGAGUUGUUAAGGUAAACUGCAAAAAAAGGUUAUUUUAAAUGGUGAAAACCUUUUUUAAUCAAUUACAGUC